CUUCUUAAGGUUUCCAGUAUGUCUGGACGCGGCAAGCAGGGCGGCAAGGCUCGCGCCAAGGCCAAGACCCGCUCCUCCCGGGCCGGCCUGCAGUUCCCCGUGGGCCGCGUGCACCGCCUCCUCCGCAAGGGCAACUACUCAGAACGGGUGGGCGCCGGCGCCCCGGUGUACCUGGCGGCCGUGCUGGAGUACCUGACGGCCGAGAUCCUGGAGCUGGCUGGCAACGCGGCCCGCGACAACAAGAAGACGCGCAUCAUCCCGCGUCACCUGCAGCUGGCCAUCCGCAACGACGAGGAGCUCAACAAGUUGCUGGGCCGCGUGACCAUCGCGCAGGGCGGCGUCCUGCCCAACAUCCAGGCGGUGCUGCUGCCCAAGAAGACCGAGAGCAGCCACAAGGCCAAUUCGCCACCGCCUUUCCCCGUGCAUCAAAUGGAAGGUGCAGUGAGGAGGUCUCUUGAGUGCUCUGACGCCCAUCACCAUGUCCGAAGUGAGAGACGCUGACAGCAUCGGAAGGAGUUGUCACAUUUUACCCACUUCUUUAUUCGUUUCUCCAUGUCCUCCAUUUAGUUUAUUAUAACCUGGAAGACAGGGAAUUAGUCUGUGUUAACCUCAUGGGGCAAAGAACUAAACAAGAGGCGGGAGAUCAGCAUCAUGAGAAGGCCAGGGUAUCUUUGAAAGGUCGGGGUGGAGUAGGUUUGUCUCAGGAGAGGGCACGUGGGAGCACACUGCACG
This is a messenger RNA of Myodes glareolus (Bank vole), 732 nucleotides long. The record is from RefSeq and is a predicted model, not a curated record. NCBI's taxonomy places the organism in Eukaryota, Metazoa, Chordata, Mammalia, Rodentia, Cricetidae.